Ostreococcus lucimarinus CCE9901 is the source of this 759-nucleotide messenger RNA. RefSeq lists its product with no specific name. The transcript has a single exon. Lineage: Eukaryota; Viridiplantae; Chlorophyta; Mamiellophyceae; Mamiellales; Bathycoccaceae. Bases 1 to 759 code for a protein of 252 amino acids. The record is from RefSeq and is a predicted model, not a curated record.
AUGACGUCGCGCUGCGCGCCGAUCCGCGCGCUCGACGCCGCGACGACGCGUCGACCGACGUGCGCGCGAUGUCGCCGCGCGUUGGUGGCGUGCGCGUGUCGCUCGGUCGCGCGCGCGCUCGGUCGGGCCGGGAGAGUCGCGAACUCGACCAACAUUUACAUCCUGCAAGACCGCGCGGAGUUUCGACGCGCCCUGGGAAGCGCGAUCGUCUGCGAACUCGCGCUGGAUAAAUGCGAGGUGCGAGUGCUGUUCGAUGACCUUCGAGUGCGAGGACGGGACGUGAAGGCGCCGUUCGCGGAGGAGGACGCCGCGCGGUGGGGGGUGCUGUGGCCGUGCGACGAGGCGGUCGACCUGGCGGCGCACGCGCGGGACGCGACGACGCGACGGUUGGAGAAUUUGAUCGUGCUCGAUUCCACGUGGCAUCGCGCGCGAGCGAUGUAUCACCGCGUGCCGUGGUUGCAGCGCUUGCGCAAGUUUCAAAUAGAGCCGCGGCGAAAGUCAAACUAUCGCAUCCGAAAGCAACCCAACGAUUUGUGCCUGAGCACCGCGGAGUGCGUCGGCGAGGCCUUACUCGCGCUCGACGGUGAAAACUGCGGCGCCGAGCGCGUCGCUCAGGCGUUCGACGCCAUGGUUGACGAUCAACUCGACGCCGAGAGGGCCGCGUACCAUCGCGGCGCGCGAGAGCGCGGCGCGCCGACUCGCCCGCCGAGCGCCGUUCUCGCGCGCGAGCGCGACCUGCGCUCGCCGCCGCCGUCCUAA